UUAAAGCCCGCGUUGCUGAGGUCUAGGAAGGCUACCAUCUCUUGAGUUGGCUGGACUUGGCGUGGAAGAGCUUUGCUCCUUGGUGAGAUGUCCACCAAGGUGCCGAUCUACCUGAAGAGGGGCAGCAGGAAGGGGAAGAAGGAGAAGCUCCGCGACAUCCUCUCCUCCGACAUGAUCAGCCCGCCCUUGGGGGACUUCAGGCACACGAUUCACAUCGGCAGCGGCGGGGAGAGCGACAUGUUUGGGGACAUCUCCUUCCUUCAGGGCAAGUUUCAUCUUCUCCCCAGGACCGAAGGCAGCUUCGACUCCGACAAGGACAGCCCCGACGCGGCGCCAUUCGAAUUCUCCAGGACGGCCACCAUUUCCGGAUGUGAGCAGCCGUCCUCGGAGACUUCAUCUCCCCUCCUCAAAAACGCCAUCUCCUUGCCCGUCAUCGGGGGGCCGCAGGCCUUGACGCUGCCCUCGGCACAAGCCCCGCCAAAACCGCCGCGGUUACACCUCGAUGACAAAGCUCCGUCGGCGCAAAGCUGGGAAGGUGGGGAGGAGAACGGCGAGGGCAGAAACGCCGCCCUGCUGCCGCAUCCCUGCGCCUCGCGUUUCGCCGCCCCGACGAACGGCUUCGCCGAGGAGAAGGGCAACGCCGAGCCAUCCUUCCUCUCCCAUGCCGGCUCCCUCCUUUCCCUCCACGUGGAUUUGGGGCCGUCCAUCUUGGAGGAUGUCCUGCAAGUGAUGGAGAAACACCAAGCAGAGAGAGUGGGUGGAUCUAUACAGGAUUCGGGCAGGCAGGAAAUCUUGACGUGAAGACAACUCAAGAGCCCGUCGUGCAAACGGGAUGUGAGCGUUUAUCCUCGGCGCCGCUCCCCGCAGACCUCCGGCUAUUUCCUCAGCACGGGGAGAAAAAAAAAACAACACCCUACGAAGCCAAGACGAAACAGGCAGCACUCGCUGCUGGAUUAAAUCGACGCUUGCCUGUAUCAACUUCACCUUUAGCAACGGAUCGAACCGUAGGACUGCGCCGACCGGUAGAAAAUAAGACACGGCGCCGUUAUAAAUGUUUGUUGUACUGGAUGGGAUGAAACAGCGACGGUUGAAUUCCCAGAUGUCUCG
This is a messenger RNA of Haliaeetus leucocephalus (bald eagle), 1107 nucleotides long. RefSeq names its product CDC42 effector protein (Rho GTPase binding) 2 (gene CDC42EP2). The record is from RefSeq and is a predicted model, not a curated record. Lineage: Eukaryota; Metazoa; Chordata; Aves; Accipitriformes; Accipitridae. Bases 88 to 801 code for a protein of 237 amino acids. The transcript has 2 exons.